This is a messenger RNA of Cynoglossus semilaevis (tongue sole), 5148 nucleotides long. Its product is annotated as EF-hand calcium-binding domain-containing protein 1. Bases 19 to 4338 code for a protein of 1439 amino acids. Gene Ontology annotation, biological process: protein import into peroxisome matrix. The transcript has 28 exons. Gene Ontology annotation, molecular function: calcium ion binding; ATP hydrolysis activity; ATP binding. Gene Ontology annotation, cellular component: peroxisomal membrane; cytosol; peroxisome. The record is from RefSeq and is a predicted model, not a curated record. NCBI's taxonomy places the organism in Eukaryota, Metazoa, Chordata, Actinopteri, Pleuronectiformes, Cynoglossidae.
GCUUAUAAUAAGAGGGAUAUGUCCUUAUUUAACGCGAGUAGUUGUCAUGGCAACGGCGUGUUUACGUCGCCUGUGGAGUGGAGGUCGAUUGAGUCGCACAUUGUUUGUUUUUUUUUUUUUCUAAUUAAGUCAGAAAUGUCUUCCAUGAAUAGGAAAAUCAUUCACACUCUGGCGGAAUCGAUCUCCAAACAAGUGGAUCAUUUCAGUAAAACUGAGGUGGAGUGUCUGAUCCGAGAGUUUAAUCUUCUCCUGGGUGAACCUGUGAGCACCGGGAGAACAGUCUCAGGCCUGGACAAAGAACGCUUCAGGAGCAUCCUCCACAAUAACUUUGGGCUUACAGAUGACAUGAUCAUGGACCUGGUUUUCAGGACAUUUGAUAAAGACAACGACAGCUUUGUCAGUGUCAAGGAAUGGAUUGAAGGUUUGUCCAUUUUCCUCCGAGGGACUUUGGAGGAAAAAAUAAAAUACUGUUUUCAGGUGUACGACUUGAACGGUGACCACUACAUCUCCAGGGAGGAAAUGUUUCACAUGCUGAAGAACAGUCUGAUCAGGCAGCCCACUGAGGAGGACCCAGACGAGGGGAUUAAAGAUCUGGUUGAAAUCACACUGAAGAGAAUGGACCACGACCACGAUGGCAGGUUGUCUUUUGCUGACUUUGAAAAGGCAGUGAAGGAUGAGAAUUUGUUACUUGAAGCUUUUGGAACUUGCCUCCCAGAUAUAAUGAACCAAGCGUUGGAGUUGUCCUUGGGCCAUGGGUCUCCACUGUACCUGAGCUGGACUCUAAAAAGAAGUUCUUCUCGCUGCGACGGCCAAGAGGUGGAGCUGAGUCGGCAUCUGGGAGGAAAACUGGGUUUAAAAGAUGGAGAACAGUGCUUUCUUAGAACAUGCCACCAGAUGUCGUCCUUGCAUCAAGUGUUUGUGGAGCCUCUGUCUUUUGAUGACUGGGAAAUCCUGGAGCUUCACAGUCUUUCACUGGAGCAGCAGCUGUUAAAUCAGAUAAGAGUUGUGUUCCAGGAUGCCAUCUGUCCUGUAUGGGUGGAUGACCACACAGUCAUCUACAUACAAAUAGCAUCCCUUUCACCCCCUGUGCCCUACGGUCAUCUGGAGCAGUUUACAGAACUUGUUGUUUCUCCAAAAAGCCGUGCUGGAGUUGACAACAUCGGCGGUUUAGCAGCAAGAGGUAGUGAGACACAAGAUUUUCCAAGACAGACGAGAACUGACCUUUCUUCAGGGAAGACAUUAGGAAAUGCUGCUCAUGUUCCUCAGAAGCUGCAGAGGGGGGGCAUAUCUGACCUGAGCAGCUUCCUUCACUACAUCAUAAAAGGUGGUCAUGACUCAGUUAAAGAGCUCCCACCAGUGCCUAAUAUUCCUGACCUCCUCGGUGACUCUGUCUACAGAGUAUGUGGAACACCUCCUCACUCUCUGUGCACCAUGAGCCACACUGUGACUGAUGUAGUUCAUGUGUUUCCCUGGAGACAUGAGCUGAAUUCUGAGGUAGCUGGAGGUCCACCUCCUGUCACCUAUGGUCUGCUCUCCAAAGUUCCUUCCCCUAAACAAACCAGAGACAAGGCCAAGCAGGUCGCAGAGAAAAAGAAGAACACAGAGGUGGCUCAAAGUGAAAACUCUGUAAAUGGAGGAGAAACUACGAAAGAAGCCGAGGUCAUGGUCGUCAAGGUGGUGUGUCAUUGGAACGACAGAUUUACAGGAAAACAAAGACCUCACAGCAAAGUGGAGAUCUGUGAUGGGAAAGUUUGGAUCCCACAGCCCCUCACUGCCAGGCUGAAUAUUAUCCCACAUUCCAUGGUUAGAAUUAAGCCAGUAACAUCAGAUAUCAAAGUGGCGACAACGAUCUGUCUACAACCGUUAACACCACAGUCGGAGGAAGACGAUGAAGAGAUCCAGACAGCCUUCCUCGGUUGGUUGCACACUCAGAGCCAUGAACCUUUGUCCUGUCUGACUCCACGCUCUGGAAAUCUCCUCCUCCAUGGAACCGAUGCAAAGUUGGAGUUCACUUUAACCGUGCUGAAACCAAAACCAGAGAAUGAUCCUCCAGACCAGCUUUUCUUACUGGCACACUCUCUGAUACGGAAGGAAGACGUACAGGUCCACAGACUGUCUGUCCCUGUGUCAUCUGUGGAAGUUGCAGAGACGUCCAAACCAGAGUUUCCGUCCCUCAGUAUUCUUGGAGGGAUUGACGACCUCAGCACGACUGGGUUUGAGUUCAUCUCCCACAGCCUUCUUGGUAGUCUUCUCUCACAACAGCUUGGUACCAAAGGGCAGGGUCUUGGAGGAGGAGCGUUACUCAUCACUGGGGCUAAGGGCAGUGGCAAAAGUGCUCUCUCCCAAGCCCUUUGCAGAAAAGCUGCAGAAGAUUUGGAUGCUCAUGUGGACGUGAUGGACUGCAGGACGCUUCAAGGAAAAAGAGCUGAGAGUGUGAGGCAGAGGCUGCAGGAUGUUUUUGAACGGGCAGAAUGGAGGCAGCCUUCAGUUGUUCUUCUCGACGACCUGGAUCACUUGGCAGGGGCACCGACGUCUCCUGAACACGAGCACGGCCCUGAAGCUCUGCUACAGCAGCACGUGGCUCAAAGUCUGAAGGAUGUGGUGGAUGAAGUCGCAGCUCACUCCAGCCUGGUGUGUUUGAUCAUCACCAGCCACAGUGAGCACUCUCUGCACCCGUCACUCACUGAAGUCCAGGGUUCCCACUUCAUCCAGGGAUAUGUCAGAAUCCAGCCACCAGAUCAGGUACAGCGAGCAGAGAUCCUGCAGCGUCUGACUCUCAGUAGGUCGGCUCUGUCCGAGGAGACGCUGGAGAUUCUGGAUCUGGAGACUGUCGCCAAAGAGACCGUGGGUUACACACCUCAGGAUCUAGUUCUGCUGCUGAAGCGAGCUGUUCAUGCUAACACACAGCAGAGAGGCCACACUGACCAAGGUGUGUCUCUAACAUGGACAGACUUUGAAAAGGCUCUCAACGGAUUCACUCCUCCCUCACUCUGGGGCGUGGACCUUCACACCCCCAGUGGACACGGGAUGGAGAGGGUGGGAGGUCUGAGAGACGUACGACAGCAACUAAUGGACACCGUGCUGCUUCCUGCCAAGUAUCCAAUCCUGUUCUCCAAACUUCCCAUCCGCCACCGCUCAGGAAUAUUACUGUACGGCGCUCCUGGUACAGGGAAGACACUGCUGGCCAGAGCUGUGUCCAAGGACAGUGGCAUGAACUUCAUCAGUAUCAAGGGACCGGAACUCCUCAGCAAGUACAUUGGAGCCAGCGAGCAAGGAGUCCGUGAUGUUUUCCAGAGGGCACAGGCAGCGCAGCCGUGCAUCCUGUUCUUUGAUGAGUUCGACUCUUUGGCUCCCAGGAGGGGCCACGACAGCACGGGGGUGACGGACCGCGUGGUGAACCAGCUCCUCACCCAGCUGGACGGUGUUGAGGGACUGAAGGGUGUCUAUGUCCUUGCAGCCACCAGUCGUCCAGACCUUGUGGAUCCAGCCCUGCUCAGACCUGGACGAUUGGACAAGUCCCUCUUCUGUCCACCUCCUGACAGGGAGUCUCGUGUGGAGAUUCUCAGAGCUCUGAGCUCAGACCUUCUCCUGGCUGCCGACGUUGACCUGGAACAGCUGGCUGCUGUGACAGAACACUUCACCGGGGCAGAUCUGAAGGCUCUGCUCUACAACACACAACUGGAGGCCGUCCACAGCAGCGGCGGCAUCGGCAGAGCACGGGAUCUGACCUCUGGCUCAGACAGUGACAUGAGUCUGUCCUGCAUGAUCUUUCCAAACAACACCAGUGGCUCAGAGGACUCAGCAGGGGAGGGAGAACCACAGGUGUGUGUGGACCAGGCCGUGGUUCCUCUGGAGCAGGGGGACCUACGGGCUAAGGACCAACCCUGUCAUGAUAACGUCUGGAGACUGUACUUUGGAAGCUCCUAUGAGUCAGAUGUAGAGAAUUCAUCAGUUGCAGGACAGAACUCCCAGUGCGUCUUCGGUCAGAACUGUUUGACCCAGGACUGUUCCGCUGCAUCAGUUCUGGAGCCCUUCACCCCUCACCCUCCGGCUUACAUGUCCUCCAUCCACAGUGGGUAUGAAGACCUGAGUCCAGAGCAGCUGGAGCGACUGCAACAAGAUGUUAACUUCAUCAGAAACAACUACAGGAGAGCCAAGAAGGAGGAGUGCUCACUGACCCAGUUAGCCUCUGGACAGCCAGGUCUGCUGCUGCGUCAGGCUCAUGUGAAUGCUGCCCUGUCUGUGACCAGACCGUCUCUCAGCAAGUCUGACUGGGACAGAUACACAAAACUUCACCUUGACAACGUACUGCAGAGACUGUCAUCCCAACAACUGUGACUUAUGGGGCAUCUGGAACAUCUAAGAGUUUCACCUCAGACCCACAACAGCCUGUUUCCUGGCUGUAGCAGCCACUGUCCUGACAGUACAUUUUUACUGAAGCACUCACCCAGCUGUCAUCCUACACACUGGCACUGGCAGUUUGUGCUGUAGUAAAUAUAGACGCUCAGACAGAGCUGCUUUUGGCUCUCACCGGUCCUGCGUCAGUCCCACUCGGCGCAUCUUAGCCGUGGAAAACUUUCUUUUUCCCCAUCGAAUCCUCUUCUCCGCCAACUGAGGGAGAACAGAGAGAAGGAAUGAGCAGCAGAAAUAGGAUCCGGAAAAUUCUGGCUGGAUUUGAACACAUUUAUGAUCAAUAUUAAGAACGAGAGGGACAACCAAGAGUUGAAGUUUAGAUGUGGUGCGUACAGAUAGUCAUUUUUAGACAAAAAUAAAGGCAGGCUUAGUAGUCAGCGUAAAGGUAAGGUAGGUCUUCUGGAGCCGCCACAGAAUAAAAGAUUGUAGCUGAUGAUUUGGGAACAAAUCUUUACAUUCUUCAGUUGUGGUUUUCAGCCGACCAGUAUGAACCAGUAAACUAAAACAGUCAACUAUGACAAAUUAUUCACCAGCUUCAGAAUCCUACAUUUGUUGUUACAGGCCAGGAUGCACUGAGUACAUUAAAUAUAGCCCCCCCUUGUGGUCUGUUCUAUUUAAACAAACAGUUUGCAGUACAAAUGAUUUAUAUUUACAUGUAUCCAGAUGUAGUUCGAUCAAAACAGACUGUGAACAUGUACAAAAGAAAAGUAUAUUAAAGGACGACCUUCAGUAUCA